This is a messenger RNA of Tympanuchus pallidicinctus (lesser prairie-chicken), 5447 nucleotides long. It is a transcript of the gene SLC17A8, whose product is annotated as solute carrier family 17 member 8. Gene Ontology annotation, biological process: neurotransmitter loading into synaptic vesicle; transmembrane transport; synaptic transmission, glutamatergic. The record is from RefSeq and is a predicted model, not a curated record. Lineage: Eukaryota; Metazoa; Chordata; Aves; Galliformes; Phasianidae. The transcript is spliced from 16 exons. Gene Ontology annotation, cellular component: excitatory synapse; synaptic vesicle membrane. Gene Ontology annotation, molecular function: L-glutamate transmembrane transporter activity; neurotransmitter transmembrane transporter activity. Bases 2048 to 3811 code for a protein of 587 amino acids.
ACUUGGGUUUCAAGCUCUGCUGCGUUGUCAGGCUCUUGAGUUUACCAGCACUUUGAAGGAAGGUGGUGGUCAAAUUUUUCAAUGACAUUAAUUGAUCAACUAUGUGAUGUCAGAGAUCUCAUCUGCUUAGAAGGAUCAUCCUUGGCUGGUGCUGAAUCACAGGGGCUGGAAGAGACCUGUGGAGGUCAUCACAUCCAACCCGAUUGCUACAGCAGACCCCGACAGGAGGUUGCACAGGAGCGUGUCCAGGGGGGGUUUGAGUACCUCCAGAUAUUCAGAUAUGUUCUUUUUCUUGGUUUUGUUUACCGUACCUGUAGUUAUGGUUUCUCUUGGAAAUACCAUGGCUGAAAGAGACUCUCACAUAAAAUUCACAGUUUGUUUUUUUCUUAGGAAAUGACUGGUUACAGACCUCUGCAGUCCCCUCCACUGAAGGAGCUGACCAUCAGGAGUCAUCUGAGUGUUCUUGUUCCUUGUGCACAGAGCCCUGUGCUCAGAAGUGCCACAUUACAACUCCUGCCUCUUGCUGUGAGAGUUUUAUCUGCGUUACUUAAUGCUUUGCCUCCUGAGGUGAGCUGAUAAGUUCAGCUUUGAAUGACUUUAAUUCUGUCUGAAAAGAGGAAAGCAAAAUCUAUCCAUUUAGAUAAGGACUCUCAUGCUUUCUAAUUUAUAUUCUUACGAUUUCUUGGAGCACCUAAUGUGGCUCUUAGCAUUAUCCUACCACUACAAAGUACAUGUGAUAAUCUUGUCUGUUAUUCUAUGUUUCCUUUAAUUAUUGAGCCAAUUUCAACACUUUUUAGUGGAGUAGUUGCUACAUUACUUCAAGCAAUAAGCAGCAGGGUAGCACACACUUGUUAAGAUGCCAUCAAAUCUCUGAGGCAGCUUUUAAACAAGGUCUUGUCUGUGAGAAGAGCAUUGUCAAACUUGCUCUGCUUUAGAUUUAACCAGUUUUACAAAAUGAUAUUUCUCUAAAGGAAUAACAAGAGUGAUCCAAUAAGCAGCUCACAAGCAACAGGGACAUGAUCACAUGGCCUGAAACAGAGAAGAAACAGAUUAAAAAUUAACAGUAUGCCUUGGACUGGCCAGGCUUCAGGAUGCUUUGCACACCUGCGUAUGGUUCCAUGAGGGACCCCAGCAGCCUUUGGUGAAGGCUGGCCUGAACUGAAAGAAUUAUCUGCUAAUUCUCCAAAACUAGACGGUUAAACUGACUUUUGUAGGGUCUCCUGAGUGUUGGUUUUUUUUCUUGUUUACAAGCCUUAGUAGAAAUGUCUGCCUGCAAGGCUGUGUCAGGGACCACAGUCAAAAGAGGUGUGCCUUUUAAAUGACACCACGUGUGUAAAGUCUAUGCUAUCCAGCCCACACUGCAAGCAGUAGCAAAAUUCUCCCCUUCACUGACAGGUUUUACCCUAAACAUUAUUUUGAGCAGUCAAAAGCGGAAGCAGUAUAAAGAUGAUUUUUCUAGGCUUUUCAACAAAAGAAACAGCUCUAACAAAGUAGGUAGCCUCCAGGUGUACAUUUACUUAACCACGUACAACUGAGAAUUGUUUCCUCCUAGCUCCGAUGUUUUCUUGCCUGACAUUCCUGAGAGGAUGCUGCCAACCUGAAUCCAGCUAUGUGCCCUCCAUGCACAGUUAGAGUCAGAGUCAGCAUCUGAGUUUUCUUAAAACUCAUUUUAUUCUUGAGCACCCAUAAUGAUAGCAGACCUGGAUUGUGCUCAGAUGGUGCUCCAAAAUACACACAGGGAUUGCACAGAGGUUGCAAUUGCCUCUUCCAGCGCAUUCUUGUUGGGAGUUGUGUGAUGCUUCAUGGAAAGUGUCCAUCAGGAACAGAGCCCUGCAGAGCUCCUUGGACCUGCCUCAGCUGCUUGGAAUCAGGGUCUUUUGCCAGCCUUUGAACCCAGAGAGGGGGAAGAAAGAAGCUGUGCUGCUCCUGUUUAGAAGCCUCCCUGCAUAAAUGGGUCACCGAGGGGACCGGCGCAGGCUCCUGAGUCUGGCAUCGGGAAAUAUGUCAACAGAACUGAGCGCUUGUUAACGACAGGAAAAAGGACAACAUGCCUUUCAAAGGGUUUGAUUCGCUGAAGGAAAGGUUUUUUAACCCAGGAAAGGAAGAGGUGAAGAACACCGUUAGCGACUCACUGGGGAAUCUGCGAAGGAAAAUCGAUGGCACCAACAUCGAGGAGGAUCACAUUGAGCUGACAGAAGAGGGGAGGCCUGUGCAGGCCAGCGCCCGCAAGCCUCAAGUGUGUGACUGUUACUGCUGCGGGCUGCCCAAGCGCUACAUCAUCGCCAUCAUGAGCGGCCUGGGCUUCUGCAUUUCCUUUGGAAUUCGGUGCAAUCUGGGUGUUGCCAUCGUGCAAAUGGUGAACAAUAGUACUGUUUAUAUUAAUGGCAAACCAGAGCUGCAGAAAGCUCAAUUCAACUGGGAUCCGGAGACAGUGGGACUCAUACAUGGCUCUUUCUUCUGGGGUUACAUUGUGACACAAAUUCCAGGAGGUUUCAUUGCAAACAAAUUGGCUGCUAACAGGGUGUUUGGAGCAGCUAUUUUUCUAACAUCUACACUGAACAUGUUCAUCCCUUCUGCAGCAAGAGUACAUUACGGCUGUGUGAUGUUUGUAAGAAUUCUGCAAGGUCUGGUAGAGGGUGUCACCUACCCAGCCUGCCAUGGGAUGUGGAGUAAAUGGGCUCCUCCACUGGAGAGAAGCAGGUUGGCAACGACAUCGUUCUGUGGGUCAUAUGCAGGUGCAGUGGUCGCCAUGCCAUUGGCAGGAGUGCUAGUACAGUAUAUAGGAUGGUCAUCAGUCUUCUAUAUUUAUGGAAUGUUUGGGAUUGUUUGGUACAUGUUCUGGCUGCUUCAUGCCUAUGAGAGUCCAGCUGCACACCCGACAAUAACCAGAGAAGAAAGGGUAUAUAUAGAAACAAGUAUUGGAGAAGGAGCCAGCCUUGCUAAUGCAGGCAAAUUUAGUACUCCCUGGAAAAGAUUUUUCACUUCAAUGCCAGUUUAUGCAAUCAUUGUGGCUAACUUUUGUAGAAGCUGGACCUUCUAUUUGCUCCUUAUAAGUCAGCCUGCUUACUUUGAAGAAGUCUUUGGAUUUGCAAUAAGUAAGGUUGGCCUUUUGUCUGCAGUUCCCCACAUGGUCAUGACAAUCAUUGUGCCCAUUGGAGGGCAGAUAGCUGACUUCUUACGGAGCAGGAAGAUUUUAACUACUACCACCGUAAGGAAGGUCAUGAACUGUGGAGGCUUUGGGAUGGAAGCAACCUUGCUUUUGGUGGUUGGUUAUUCUCAUACAAAAGGCGUGGCUAUUUCUUUUCUGGUGUUAGCUGUAGGUUUCAGUGGCUUUGCAAUUUCAGGAUUCAAUGUGAAUCACUUGGACAUAGCCCCACGUUAUGCCAGCAUCCUGAUGGGGAUCUCCAAUGGUGUGGGGACGCUGUCGGGCAUGGUGUGCCCACUCAUCGUUGGUGCAAUGACAAAACACAAGACCCGCGAAGAAUGGCAAAAUGUCUUUCUGAUCGCAGCCCUGGUGCACUACAGUGGAGUAAUAUUCUAUGCUAUUUUUGCUUCUGGGGAGAAGCAGGAAUGGGCUGACCCUGAAAACCUGAAUGAAGAGAAAUGUGGUAUAAUUGAUCAGGAUGAACUGGCCGAAGAAACUGAGAUGAACAAUGAAACUUUUGUAAGUGCAAAGAAAACAUAUGGUGCUACCAGUCAAAACAGUGAAAUACAAAGAAGGGAAUGGAGAAAGCAAAAGCAAGUGACUCAAGAUACGGAAGAACAGACUUCUUACCAUUAUGAAAAUGGGAAUUUUCAAGAUUUGUCAUAAAUACUUGAAAUUCUAAGACACAAGGGGUAAUACUUGCUUUCUAAUACUGUGGAAGAGAUCUAACAACAAUGGAACAGGGAGAAGUGACACUAAAUCUUCACUUUGCCACUGGAUUCCCUUGGACAGAGUGCCUGUAGCUGUUCAAUGACUGGUCCUGGCAGAGCUUCUGCCUUGUGUGAGCCUAUGACUGUUGGAAUAAGGAGCACCCUUUUAUUCUCACCUGAACAGACAACAGAAAAGGUCAUAUCAGAUGGUGGAUCCACAGUGAUGUAUGUGAUUAGGGGGGCACACAAAUCUGCCCUAAGAAGCACUGCUUUGCCACUUGAAGAUUCCUGUAGAUUAACAUUUGAGCUGCUUAACCCGUGUCUAACUGAAAACUGCAAAAGAUCGAAGUGGAGGGAAAAACAGAUUUAUGACAUGAGGUUGUAACCUAUAAUGGUCACUUAACUACAGGAAGGUAAAAGGUAGCAGAGAUGGCACAGUAUUGCUUCAACAUUUCCCUAAAAUUGAUUGUCAGUCUGCUUUAUAGGUAUAAUCCAUGGGGUCUGGAUGAGGCAAUUAAAUGGAUACUUGUAAGAUUUGCCUCCCUUCAAAGGUUUUGUGCUGGCAUGACAUAAUUUUGAAUAUUAAAUCAUCUUUAGUGGUGCAAUAUUAUAAAUCCUUAUGAAAGGAAAUCAUUAGAUUUCUCAAUUAAUUGUUGUGAAGUAAUUUAAAUAUAUUUUUCUAGUAUUAUUCUGAUAGAGUUCCUGGACUCAACCCCAACAGCACUUAUUUAGAUGAAUAAGUCUAUUUAGAUGAGUAGUCUUUAGUUCUGGAUCUACAACUUUUUCUUCAUCAAUGCCACAGCCUCACUGUUACAAAAGAUGUAGUACUGUAGCAUCUGAGAGACAGCAAAAUAUCUAUGUCUAAAAGUAAUUUCCUUUUUCUAUAGGUAUAUAUUUUACAGCAUAGUGUGGCUUUAGCUUUUUUUCAACCAUUUUUAGAAUCAGACAGUGGAACAUGCCAUAUUAUGCUGCGACUCAGAUUCAUCAUGUCAUUAAUAUUCAUUUCAGAAUGGAGAAUUUCAGUAAGAUAUGAUUUAAUUUGUCUUACGUUAUUAUUACUGCCUCAUUAAAUUCAAAUGAAAGCUAUCCUCUCAGUCUUCAAUGUGCUUUGUGAUAUUUCAGUUCUCAUAUACAGACACUGUGAUGCACACAAGGUGAGGACAUCUCUAAUACUCGUUUUACUGUUUUGUUGAAGCACAGUUGAAUGCCAUGAGUGGAACAUUUGUACAAUCAUUUGAAUCUGUGGAUGAUUUAUCUUUCCUACAAGCGUAACUAAACGGGGAGAACCUGAAAUUAUCUAAUUCUCUUCAGAUGUCUCUGGUUCCUUUUCUACCCAGCUAGAUCCAAUCUACAAGAGUAUAUGUGGAUAAAAAGCAAAGUGAGAUGAAGGCGCAUCUAAUUUGGCUUCACUGAGGAAUUUUAACUGAUAAUUUAAUGAUACAGGUAUUGUUGUGGUGCUGAGCAAUCCUACCUUGGCACAAUGCAGUUUGUUAACAAACCACUCCAAAAAAAAUCAACAACCCAAUCUUUAUAACUUUAUUAGGGCGGAAUAUAAUAUUUUCUCAAAAUCUCAAUCUUCAGCUUGGACUUCU